Molecule: messenger RNA, 570 nt
Organism: Clonostachys byssicola
Lineage: Eukaryota; Fungi; Ascomycota; Sordariomycetes; Hypocreales; Bionectriaceae
Source: the annotation of a GenBank genome assembly
AUGGCUAAGAUUCUGAUGAUGAUGGUGGUGGUGGUGGCGGUGGUGGCCAUGAUGAUGACGAUGAUGCCGUGGGAUGUGACCGACACAAAUGGUUCGUGGGCCCAGUUCAAAGAGAUCGGCUCAGCGAUGAAGGCCUGGAUUCCUACUUUUGCCCUGAUUAUAACAUUUGGUGUCAACCUCUGGGAGCGUUACCAUCCAGAGAAAGGCGAGAAAGGCCCUCCCGGCGACAAAGGUCCCGAAGGUGACAGAGGUCCAGACGGUUACAAAGGCGACAAAGGCGACAAAGGUGCUCCUGGCGACCAAGGUUCCAAAGGUGAUCCUGGUGACAAAGGUCCCAAGGGUGAUCCCGGCGAGCGUGGACCACAAGGUCCGGUUGGAGAACCUGGUCCAUGUCAAUGCCGAUGUCAAUGCCGAUCCUCCAGUACCAUGGCCGACGCUUCGACGCAAACCUCUUCCCCGGAGAACAGCACGUCUCGGAUUCCAUCUGCUCGCCCUUCCAGUGGCGCUACUGGGACAAAACCAAAGGGUCAAGGUCAGGGCCAAGGCCAGAAGGAACCCUGGAGGCCUUGA